AGGAAUGACUCCACUGGGAUAAAGAGCUCUAGGGGAAGAAAAUGCUGAGGAGAAUCGCCGCUCGCGGUGGCUCGCUGCUUCGAUCGAGGGCGGCGUUGGCGCCGCCAGCGCCAGCUCCAUCGUCCUCUAUACACGCCCAGAUCGAUGCCGGGCGGGGAUGGGGAUUGCUGUGGCGGCGAUGGAUGUCCGCCCCUGCGCAAGACGGCAUCAGCGAGAAGGAGGCGCUGGACAGGGUGAUGAUGAUCGUCAAGGCGCACCCCAAAGUGAAUCCAGCCAAACUCACUCAAUCCAGCCAUUUCAUGAACGACCUGGGCCUGGAUAGCUUGGAUGUGGUGGAGAUUGUGAUGGGUUUCGAGGAGGAAUUCGUGCUCUACAUCCCCGACGAAGUUGCUGAUAAGCUCGUCUCGGUUCCAGCAGCGGUGGAUUUCGUUGCCAAGCAUCCAAAAGCCAAGUAAGAACACCACCUCCACGAAAUAAAUGGGGGAAGCUAGAAGAAACCGAACUUUUAGAUCUGAUAGAUGGUGCUGAAAAACCAGGCUUUGGAUUUUAUUUUGUGGCUGCUGUCCACGAACUUGGGAAGUUGAUCACAUCUCUCACAUGAAAGUUCGAAACGUUUGAGAGCUUGAAA
This is a messenger RNA of Selaginella moellendorffii, 628 nucleotides long. RefSeq names its product acyl carrier protein 2, mitochondrial. Lineage: Eukaryota; Viridiplantae; Streptophyta; Lycopodiopsida; Selaginellales; Selaginellaceae. Gene Ontology annotation, cellular component: mitochondrion. Gene Ontology annotation, biological process: fatty acid biosynthetic process. The coding region runs from base 42 to 455 and encodes 137 amino acids. The record is from RefSeq and is a predicted model, not a curated record. The transcript is spliced from 2 exons. Gene Ontology annotation, molecular function: acyl carrier activity; acyl binding.